UUGUAAAGUUAUCCCCUGCGAUGGAGUCAUAUUUUUGCUUAUCAAAUUUUGAUCAUAUUUUCGUUGGUAAUCCGUUAAAAUUAUGUCAAUUGCCUAUCGUUUCUCAAUUCGGUCGUGGUCAUUGCAGAAAAGCGCCGGUCGUUUGACAAAAUUCGUUUGAAAAUAUUGUUUUUGUGUCCGCCGUCGACCCUGGAGACAUCUUGUGAUUAAAAAGCACCGUUUCGACAAGAUUGUUCACUUUCUGGUUUUGUCAUUGUGCGAAACAGUAACAAAAUUAGUAUUGGUGCUAAGUAAGACCCGCAAACAUGGAUGUGUCGUGGGACGCAGACAAUUUUGAGCCUAAGCUCCCGACCACGUUGACAUCGUCGGAUAAAUGGGAGGGCGAAGACGAGGAAGACAACGUCAAGGAAAGUUGGGAAGAUGAGGAAGAGGAAAAGAAAGAUGAGGAGAAAAAAGAUCUUCCCCCAGCUCCCCCAAAACCGAAAAAGAAAAUACAGGAUAAAAUAGCUGAAAAAGAGCGGCUGGAACGUGAGAAAUUAGAGAGACUUAAUGUAGAGAAGCCCGAAGAGCUCACACCUGAAGAGAAGCAAGCCGAGAAACUACGUCAGCAGAAAUUACAAGAGGAAUCAGACCUUCGGCUAGCUAUGGAGGCAUUUGGCGUGACGGAAGGCAGUGCUGGCAAAAUUGAUAGCUUCCAUCCAAAUACAAAGGCGGAGUUCACUGAGUUUGCGGAAAUGCUCAGCAAGAAGAUAAAUUUCUAUAAAAACAAAGAGGAAUUCCCGGCCUUUGCUGAAGAUUUAGUGAGGAAUAUAAUUGUUCAAAUGCAUUCGGGCGAUAUAAAAAGGAUAAAACUUUGCGUUGACAACCUUUAUAUUGAAAAACAAAAGGCUGAGAAGAAUGAAAAGUCAAAGAAGCCUACAAAGGGCAAGGGGAAGGCAAAAUUAAAAGUGGAAGGGGACAAUGCUCAUCUGAACCAAUAUGACUCAUAUGGCAAUUUCGACGACGACUACGACGAUUUUAUGUGAGCAUCACACCACGUAGCUGCGCUCUAAUCGCGAAUGCGUAAAACGGAACAUCACAUAGUGUCAACUCUUUCUCACCGCUUCAAUUUAGCAUCGGUUAAAAAGGGAUGCGAACACUCGAUAUUCCGUUUUACGUGUAAAAUAUUAAAGGUAUGGUACCUGAUUUCCGAACGAGCGAAUUGUCUGAAUUGCCUUCACAAUAUUAAUAUUUUAUCCACAUUAAUACACAUGUCUGUUAUUUCCAUUUAAUGAUACAUAAAAUGUAUAUUUAGAUUUGCCAUAGAAAUGUAAGUACUUAAAGUGAAACUGAGGUAUGUCACAAAAUAAAAUAGACUAUACCAAUACACAAUCAUUUUAUGGAUAAGCAAUUGUGCUGUUAUUAAAUUAUUUAGUUUUAUUUGUGUAUGUCCAUUUAACGUCUCAUGUUCGUACAUCAGGUACUGUGAAUUGCGUAUAGCCUAUUAUACAUAUAUACACAAUGUAAUAUACAGUCGUUUCAUUGUACGGUUAUGGUCCGAUGUUAUGUUAUUAUAGAUAAUAAAUUUUUUAUUGUGAUAAUA
Messenger RNA from Achroia grisella, 1582 nucleotides. It is a transcript of the gene eIF3j, whose product is annotated as eukaryotic translation initiation factor 3 subunit J. Gene Ontology annotation, cellular component: eukaryotic translation initiation factor 3 complex; cytoplasm. NCBI's taxonomy places the organism in Eukaryota, Metazoa, Arthropoda, Insecta, Lepidoptera, Pyralidae. The record is from RefSeq and is a predicted model, not a curated record. Bases 306 to 1025 code for a protein of 239 amino acids. The transcript is spliced from 7 exons. Gene Ontology annotation, molecular function: translation initiation factor activity.